Molecule: messenger RNA, 1429 nt
Organism: Osmerus eperlanus (European smelt)
Lineage: Eukaryota; Metazoa; Chordata; Actinopteri; Osmeriformes; Osmeridae
Product: tetraspanin-19
Exons: 9
Coding region: 226-1338 (370 amino acids)
Cellular component (GO): plasma membrane
Source: RefSeq, a predicted model, not a curated record
AACUGAACUCUGUUCCAUGGUUAUUUCAAGACAACUCAACUGUAGCGUGUUUUGAGUCAGUAUUCACACACACAUUGAUUGAAAAUAGCUGUAAACCUUUCCAGUAGGAGUACAGGAAGAAAAUUGUGAAAAGCAGAUGAUUUACCUGUCAAGUUCCUGGUAGAGAAGCAGAACACAGCACAGACGAAGCUUCUGACAACAUACAGAGAAGACAACCAAAGAACCAUGAAGGUGGAAGAGAAGUUACACUUAUUGAAAUUCUUCUCAGCCAUUUUCAACACCUUUUUUGGGAUUCUGGGUGUCAGUAUCUUUGGAUGUGCAUUGUGGAUUUUGUUUGAUACAGGAAGUUUUGUGGCAGUCCUCAAAUCUGACGUGAAGACAUUUGCUGGAUGUCUGUUCGUCGUUGGCCUGGUGGCAACCUCUGUGAGUGUAGUAGGUUGUGCAGGUGCUCAUUUGGAAAACAGGUGCCUGUUAGUGUUGGACACGAUCUUCCUCAUCUGCAUUGUUCUUGGCCAAGUAUUUGUCACAGUCCUUCUACUACUUAACCAAGGGAAAGUAGAAAAUAUACUGUCUGAAAAAGUGGAUGCAAUCAUUUCUGAGUAUGGAAAUGGCACCUCUGGACUAGAAUGGAAACUUCUAGAUAAUGUGCAGCACUAUGGCCAGUGCUGUGGUAGAGAGAGCCAUGCUGAUUGGAUGAAAAACUUCUUCAUUUCGAGUCUGAAUCUAAGUUGGGUCAAUUCAUCAAUGGUGUUUCCAUGUUCCUGCUUUAAUUCCUCAGGCUGCUCCAUCCUCGCAAGCAAUAUAACACUUUUUGGAACAGGAUCACACUAUACAGAGGGCUGUCAAAACAAGAUACUGAAUUGGCUGAAAGAGAACAUUUUUGCAAUACUGGGCAUUGACCUUGGCCUCCUACUUAUUCAGGUGUUACAGUUUGUGGUGGCAGUGUAUCUGUUCCAGAAUGUUGGUCUUAAAUCCAGACUAAGACAUGCUUGUCAGUUGGUCCAGAACCCAGAACCAAGUAACAACUCCCUAGAGCCCAACCAUGGCUACCCAGAGCCCAACCAUGGCUACCCAGAACCCAACCGUGGAUACCCAGAACCCAACCGUGGCUACCCAGAACCCAACCGUGGCUACCAAGAGCCCAACCUUGGCUACCCAGAAACCAACUGUGGCUACCCAGAAACCAACCUUGCCUACCCAGAAACCAACCUUGGCGAGUCCAAUCUAGGCUACCCUGAGACUAACUAUGCCUACUCAGACCAAAACCAAGCAGUACAGUACUAUGCCCACCUAGAACCAACUCAAACCUACCAAAAUCCAAACCAAAUGAGGUUUUAGGGUGGAAUUAUAUUAAAUUAUUCCAUAACUCAUUCAAAAUGAGUGAAAUUCACAUAAACCAUGGUACUGUGCCCAACAUUCAAAUUAAGUG